AGACUUGAGUAUUCUGCAAGCUCUCAAAAGUGUGUUGUUCUGUGAAAUUGGAAUUUUGAACUAUACGUUAUUAGUUUAUCAAGUUAAUCUAUUUCUAAGAUAUUUAUUCACUAAAUUAGGUACCAAUUGGUAUUUGAAGUGCGAUUAAUUAACCUAAAGGUUUAUGUUACAAUAUUCUUAAAAUUAGUGAGUAAAGUAUCCAACAUUGUGCCAUGUUGGCCUCCAAACAGCUGUUGACAAGUAACCUAUAAAGUGUAUGACAAGAAAUAUUUUCAAAUUUACAAUUAUUUAUUUACAAAAAUAAUUUUCAAUCAUGGUGUUAGCAGAUUUAGGUCGGAAGAUUACUUCCGCACUGAGAUCACUCAGUAAUGCAACAGUUAUCAAUGAAGAGGUUUUAAAUUCUAUGCUAAAAGAGAUAUGCACAGCGCUAUUAGAAGCUGAUGUGAACAUUCGUCUGGUGAAGAAAUUGCGUGAAAAUGUGCGGGCAGUUAUCGACUUUGAAGAAAUGGCGGGAGGGCUCAACAAGCGACGGAUGAUACAGAGUGCUGUCUUCAAAGAGCUCAUCAAACUUGUUGAUCCAGGGGUGAAAGCUUACCAGCCAGUGAAAGGACGUCCAAAUGUGAUAAUGUUUGUCGGUCUCCAAGGUUCCGGUAAAACGACAACUUGUACAAAACUAGCCUACCAUUACCUCAAAAAGAGCUGGAAGGCUUGUCUGGUUUGUGCUGAUACGUUUCGUGCCGGAGCAUACGAUCAGCUUAAACAAAAUGCCACAAAAGCUAGGAUACCAUUCUAUGGAAGUUACACAGAAGUGGAUCCAGUAGUGAUAGCCCAGGACGGAGUGGAGAUGUUCAAAAAAGAAGGCUUUGAAAUAAUCAUUGUAGAUACCAGUGGAAGGCAUAAACAAGAGGAAUCUCUAUUCGAAGAGAUGUUGCAAGUCUCCAACGCCAUUAGACCCGAUAAUAUAAUAUUCGUUAUGGAUGCCACGAUUGGUCAAGCGUGUGAGGUGCAAGCGAGAGCGUUCAAGGAGAAAGUAGACGUUGGUAGUGUGAUAGUCACCAAACUCGACGGUCAUGCUAAAGGUGGUGGAGCCCUUAGUGCAGUUGCUGCCACAAACAGUCCAAUCAUAUUCAUAGGUACCGGUGAACACAUCGACGAUCUGGAGUCAUUUAAAACAAAGCCAUUCAUCAGCAAGCUGCUCGGCAUGGGAGACAUCGAGGGCCUCAUUGACAAGGUCAACGAACUCAAGCUGGACGACAAUGAGGAGCUAAUCGAGAAAAUCAAACACGGCCAGUUCACGCUCAGAGACAUGUACGAACAGUUCCAGAAUAUCAUGAAGAUGGGUCCCUUCUCGCAGAUCAUGGGCAUGAUCCCCGGCUUCAGUCAGGACUUCCUGCCCAAGGGAAGCGAACAGGAGUCGAUGGCUAGGCUGAAGAAGUUGAUGACGAUCAUGGAUAGUAUGAAUGAUGGGGAAUUAGAUCAUAGGGACGGUGCCAAGUUGUUCAGUAAACAGAACGGGAGGGUUGUGAGGGUGGCUCAGGGUAGUGGGGUGACCGAGAAGGAAGUCAAGGAUCUGAUUUCGCAGUACACCAAGUUUGCAGGCGUGGUGAAGAAGAUGGGCGGUAUCAAGGGGCUGUUCAAGGGCGGGGACAUGGCGAAGAAUGUGAACCAGGCGCAGAUGGCCAAACUGAACCAACAGAUGGCGAAAAUGAUGGACCCCCGGGUGCUGCACCAGAUGGGGGGCAUGAGCGGCCUGCAGAACAUGAUGCGCCAACUGCAGCAGGGGGCCGCGGGGGCGGCGGGGGGACUCAGCAACCUCAUGGGGGGGUUCGGGGGGAAGUCUUGAGGUCCAAUCAACCGUCAAUGAACUGUCUGAAGACUUGUGCAUAACAUUGAUAACAUAUACUUGGAUUGGGGUCUUGUGCACAGUUCACGCGUAUCUCAACAUCUGCUGGUGUUUUCAACCAAACACAAUCUGACCUUUCAUAGUGCCGUCUGCACAGUGUCAGUUCAAACUAAAUUCAAUUUUAAAAACGAUUAAAUCCAUAUCAAGUCUUGUUUGUUAUAAUCUGGUUCUUUUUGAGUUUAAGCCAGCAACUGACUAAAUUCAGUUUAACUUUUGACUGUGCAGACGGACCAUAAUGUGAUAAAUUUCGAGUGUGGCUAGCAGCUUAUCCAAUUCAGUUUAAACUUGAACUGUAACGAAUAAUGAUAUGUAAAGUUCCGGUUAAAUACUAAUCUGAACAGCAGAUGUAUCAAAUCAAACAUCGUAUUUAUUAGAAUAUUGUGAUACAUUUCGAUUGUUUACCAACAGAUUUUUCAAUUUAGUUAAAAUUGAAAAUGUAAAGAAUUAUGGUAUCCACAGUCCAGGUUCAAUUCUAAAGGUGCGUACAGACUCAUUCACCACGAACACGCGCAUUUCACAUUUCAUCAGCUGAUGGUGUACAUAUAUCAGUUUCUCACUGUUUCUGUACGAAUACUGAUAUAAUGAGAAUAGCAUCAUCUAAUGAGAAUAUUGAAAUGCGCGUGUUCGUGGCGCAUGAUUGUGUAGGCCUACACACCUCAAUCUGAACAAACUAAAUUUAAUCAUCUGAUGGUGUAAUCUCAAAAUGAACCACAUUUUAACAAACAAGACUUGAUGUGGAUUUAAUCCAGAUUAAAAUAAAAAUCAAGUUUAAACUGGCACUUUGCAAACGGCACUCUGUGAACUACACAACUAUCAAGCUAACUUUGAUUUAUUGCCUGUGUCACGUUUGAAAUGUCAAUCAUCAGCUGAUACGAUUCAGUUUAAACGUGGGCUGUGCAAAAGUCUCCUGGUCGUCGUUCACAUUCACACAUCGGUUUGUUAUCAUGUUAUUUGUAAUAACAAAGUUUGUACAGUAGCAUCAAUGGUUAUAAUCUAGGCAGUGACUAAAAGUGUAAUAGAGUUACACGUUCACAAAAAAAAUACUUCCAUCGCUGUCAUUACAAUAUUACUUAAAUUGAACAAUUUUCUACUUCUAUCUGGUUAUAAUUAAAUGGUUAUCCUCAAAGACAACGUCUUCUACAACAUUUUCUACUUACUGUAGACUGUGUUAGAGUUUUUACCAGUAUUUGCGCUUUUGAGGUCUAUAAAACACAGUUAUUCGUUAUAGAUUCAUUUUUUCUUGGAAUGAAAAGGAUGAUUGGUACAGUUGUAUGAAUGUUGUAAUCUCAGUGCAAUAAAAUGAAAGCAGUUAUUUCAAUAAUAGUUCUCUCGUAUCUAGUGAUUAUGUUUGAAAUAUUCUUACUGUUUCAAUAAUAUGCAUCUCUGUAACAAACUAUUAACAUCACCACAAUUCUUGAAACAGAAAUCGUCAUAAUUUUUUUACGGCAAGAAAGUUCCAAUCGCUUAAUGUUUCAUAAUCGGGAUUUCACCAAGCUUUAAUUUUAGAUAUUGGGUAUCUGUGAUUACAUUGUAAAAGGUUAUGUGGAUCCAGUGAAAUGAAAAUAAAAUUUUGCAUGAAUUGUUAAUUAAAUUAUUUUUUUAUGACAGGGAAUAAUAAUUAAUAGUUUCUUCUCCACUAAUUUGAAACGUUCUAUUCCAAUGCCAGUUGGUAGAAUAAUAUCUAUAAAUUUAAUUUAUAAGAAUAAAAAUCUACAAUUAAAUAAAACCUAUUAUUUGAAGUAGUAAAAAUAAAAUAAUCACUUCAAUCAAAAUAUAUCGGGUAGGCCUAUCAUGAUUUAUUCAUUCAUAAUGAAAACUUUUGUACUGAAUUUAAUUCAGCAUUUUAACUAAACAUUUAGAGGUUUUCAAAUUUUUCUUUUCCUUUAUGAGCCUCAAAAAAUCGUUUGACCCUCUUGAAUGCUUCCUCUUUUAAGCAUUUUCCUACUGAAAACAGUCUCAAUUACUUUGUGAAUAUUUUGUUUUCAAAGUUUAGAUUUUAUCAAUAAAAUGAAGUCGAUCUUUCAAAACAAAAAGAGCUUGUUAAUAGAAAAAAAUAUUGUUGUUUUAUACCUUAUUGGUAAGAUAUAUUUGUAAUUCGAAUUAUUUUAAUUCAAUUUUUCUGCGUUAAUGAAUUCUAAAUAGCAUUGUCUUGUAAGAGCUGAUGGGUUUCAAAUUGAGUUAUGGCUGGUUUGUAUAUUAUAUAAGUGCAACUUGGUAUGUAAAUCUAUGAAAUUUUUGUUAAUAAAAUGAUAAACAAAAAA
This is a messenger RNA of Nilaparvata lugens (brown planthopper), 4164 nucleotides long. RefSeq names its product signal recognition particle 54 kDa protein (gene Srp54k). The transcript has 6 exons. Gene Ontology annotation, molecular function: GTPase activity; GTP binding; endoplasmic reticulum signal sequence receptor activity. The coding region runs from base 314 to 1843 and encodes 509 amino acids. NCBI's taxonomy places the organism in Eukaryota, Metazoa, Arthropoda, Insecta, Hemiptera, Delphacidae. Gene Ontology annotation, biological process: SRP-dependent cotranslational protein targeting to membrane; SRP-dependent cotranslational protein targeting to membrane, translocation. The record is from RefSeq and is a predicted model, not a curated record. Gene Ontology annotation, cellular component: cytosol; signal recognition particle, endoplasmic reticulum targeting.